GCGGCGCACACUCAUUCAAACUUGCGGGCUGCGGUAGGUCGUGUCACAGAGUGGCGCCACGAUCGCAGUCUUCCCCGCUACGCGAUCUCAUACACAUUUUCUUUGAAAUUUCGUGCAAUUGCAAAGAAAAAAGUGAAUACGCGCGAAACAUUCGGUGACUUAUUGGUGCCUUGUGAUUUAUGUUUUUUUUACAUAGACUCAUUUUUUAUAAUUAUUAUUAUUAUCAAGAUCAACUUCUUCGAUAUUAAUAAAGAAGGACGUGAUCGCGUUAGUGAUUCGAAGAUUUCGACGCUUCGAUUAAGAAGGAUUGCGUUUGUCAACGAAGCAAUAACAACAUUACAGAAAUCAUCACAUACGGUGCUUGAACUUAUCGACAAAUCCAUAUCAUUUUUAGACAAUUUUAACUCAAUUAUCAAGUAUUUAGAUAAAGAGUAUGUAAUUAUAUCCUCCAAGUUUUUUUUUUGAUAACGAUAAAAUAAAGUCUAUGAAAUGAGAAUAAUUAAGAAUACGACAGGAAUUUCGAGGGGCAUUAUGGCAAUGAUGACUAUGAGGGGCGGCUUGAGGAUUCUAUGGACGGUGGUGGCUGCCGGAGUCUUACUCACGAGGAGUAGCGCCGCUCCAACCUUCGGUACUACAGAUAAGGCGACGAUGUAUUUAGCACAGUACGGUUAUUUAAGUCCAUCAGUAAGGAAUCCUUCGAGUGGGCACAUUAUGGAUGAGAGCUCGUGGAGGCGAGCCAUUGCCGAAUUUCAGAGCUUCGCUGGUCUUAAUGCUACGGGUGAACUGGAUGACCAAACGAACGAAAUGAUGUCAUUGCCAAGGUGUGGAGUUAGAGAUAAAGUAGGCUUCGGAGAGAGUCGUGCCAAAAGAUACGCAUUGCAAGGGUCAAGAUGGCGUGUCAAAAAUCUGACGUACAAGAUAUCCAAGUACCCAUCAAGACUGAAUCGCGCCGAAGUCGAUGCUGAGCUUGCCAAAGCCUUCUCCGUCUGGUCUGACUACACGGAUCUUACUUUCACACAAAAGAGAUCCGGUCAAGUCCACAUAGAAAUUAGGUUUGAGAAAGGCGAGCACGGUGACGGAGAUCCUUUUGAUGGUCCAGGAGGCACCCUCGCCCACGCUUAUUUCCCGGUGUAUGGAGGUGAUGCCCAUUUUGAUGACGCUGAGAUGUGGUCCAUCAAUUCCCGUAGAGGAACUAAUCUUUUCCAGGUAGCAGCACAUGAGUUUGGUCACUCGCUGGGUCUCUCACACAGCGAUGUAAGAUCCGCAUUGAUGGCGCCGUUUUAUCGCGGUUACGAUCCUGCUUUCCAACUCGAUCAGGACGACGUCCAAGGAAUUCAGUCGCUUUAUGGCCACAAGACCCAGACAGACAUUGGUGGCGGUGGCGGCGGACUGAUACCUUCCGUUCCUCGAGCGACCACGCAGCAGCCGUCAGCUGAGGAUCCGGCUCUCUGCGCUGAUCCUCGUAUUGAUACUAUCUUUAAUUCUGCCGACGGUUCGACUUUUGUAUUCAAAGGCGACCAUUACUGGAGGCUAACUGAAGAUGGCGUAGCGGCUGGGUACCCGCGUCUUAUUUCCCGAGCCUGGCCUGGUCUCCCCGGAAACAUUGAUGCAGCAUUUACCUACAAGAACGGCAAGACUUACUUCUUUAAGGGCUCGAAGUACUGGAGGUACAAUGGGCAGAAGAUGGACGGGGAUUACCCCAAGGAUAUUAGUGAAGGCUUCACCGGUAUCCCAGAUAACCUAGAUGCGGCUUUGGUUUGGUCCGGCAACGGCAAGAUCUAUUUCUACAAGGGCUCGAAAUUCUGGCGAUUUGACCCUGCACAACGGCCCCCCGUGAAAGCUACCUACCCGAAGCCUUUGUCUAACUGGGAUGGAAUACCUGAUAACAUCGAUGCAGCGUUGCAGUACACUAACGGAUACACCUACUUUUUCAAGGGGGGAUCAUAUUGGAGAUUCAACGACAGAUUGUUCAGUGUGGACACAGACAACCCUCAGUUCCCGCGUUCAACCGCGUUCUGGUGGUUGGGCUGCAGCAGCGCGCCGCGCGGCACCGUCGGAGGUAACGCUCGACUAUCAGACGACACUGUUCCUGCCGAUGACGACGUCGGGGACAUUACCUUCGACGCAGAUGACGGCACGCCUAGUUUGGAGAACGACGGUGUAAUCGCGCGGCCAACACUAACCAGCGUGCUGGUCGUGGUCGUGACCACGCUGAGGCACGUGUUGCGUACGUAGCGCACGUGCCUUGUGUAGUGCGAGUAAAGCGCACAUCGCGGGGGCCACGUGUAGCCUACGUUGCUGCAAUCAUCCACCGCGUGACCUCAAGGACGAUGUCACCGACUGUGAACGUGUACUGAGUGCCUGUUUGCGUUGUUCGAUAUUCCUCGUAUAUCGAGCGUCUCGCUAUGAUGAAUAAUGUACUUUUUUACUCUGUGAGAACAAUGUAAUUUAAUGAAGUCAUAGUUUUUAUACUUAAAUAUAAAUAGAUGAUGUAAGUUCGAGUGUGAUAUUGACGUAAGCGAUGAUUUUUGUAAUAAAAAAUAACAGACA
This is a messenger RNA of Bombyx mandarina (wild silkworm), 2550 nucleotides long. RefSeq names its product matrix metalloproteinase 1 (gene Mmp1). The record is from RefSeq and is a predicted model, not a curated record. Lineage: Eukaryota; Metazoa; Arthropoda; Insecta; Lepidoptera; Bombycidae. Gene Ontology annotation, cellular component: extracellular matrix. Gene Ontology annotation, biological process: proteolysis; extracellular matrix organization; collagen catabolic process. Gene Ontology annotation, molecular function: metalloendopeptidase activity; zinc ion binding.